UCCUUAUCCUAUCAUUCCUACUGACAUUAUCAAAUCCUUUCAAUUAAAAUGUUUUUUCUUUUCAACAUCAAAGGGAUUAAUCUCAUCCUGCAACUUUUAAAUAGGGGUUGAGGAUACCCUCGGAAAUACCAGUUUUUUUUUUUUUCUUUUUUCCAGAAAAACAAAAAUAGAAAAUACUCGCCCCAUGGAUUAUAUAUAUACUUUCAAGGUUCCCUUAUUUCAAGUUAGUUUCAGUUGAAGCUCGCUAUUGCCCUUUUCUUUCUGUACUUUCUGACUCUUCUCCCUCUCUCUCUCUCUCUCUCUCUCUCUCUCUCUCUAUCUGCUUAAAGAAACAAAGAAAUGGAUAGACGCAGAAGGAAGCAACCUAAAACCGCUACUUGUCUCUCUGAAGAGGUGAGCAGCAUUGAGUGGGAGUUCAUUAACAUGUCCGAACAAGAAGAGGAUCUCAUUUAUCGAAUGUAUAAGCUUGUCGGGGACAGGUGGGGUUUGAUAGCGGGUCGAAUCCCGGGUCGGAAAGCUGAAGAAAUAGAGAGGUUUUGGAUAAUGAGACACGGCGAAGUGUUUGCCAGUAGACGAGAAGAACUCAAGAGCUCUGAGUCUUAAUGGAAAUUCAUUUUUGGAUAUAAGGCAUUAAUCCCAUCCUUCUUCUGAUCUUCUUCUUCUACAGAAGGUCCAAAUUUAAUUAAUAUCUAGAUUUAGUUAAAUUAUAAUUAGUAAUAGAAUGAUUAACGUGUGUUGAUGUUUCAUUAACAUCGAAGUAAGUAGUAAUGAGCAGUGAUUAUGAUUCCAUUAGUGUAUUUUUGCUCCUCCUUGUUUUAAUCCUUUCAUGUACUAAUUUAUUCUACUAAGUAAUUUAAUUAAUAUGACUGCAUUAUUAAUUUUGA
Jatropha curcas is the source of this 884-nucleotide messenger RNA. Its product is annotated as CAPRICE-like MYB3. Lineage: Eukaryota; Viridiplantae; Streptophyta; Magnoliopsida; Malpighiales; Euphorbiaceae. The record is from RefSeq and is a predicted model, not a curated record. Gene Ontology annotation, cellular component: nucleus. Gene Ontology annotation, molecular function: transcription cis-regulatory region binding. Gene Ontology annotation, biological process: cell differentiation; regulation of DNA-templated transcription.